This is a messenger RNA of Bactrocera latifrons, 3479 nucleotides long. RefSeq names its product calcium-transporting ATPase type 2C member 1 (gene SPoCk). The record is from RefSeq and is a predicted model, not a curated record. Bases 1 to 3141 code for a protein of 1046 amino acids. NCBI's taxonomy places the organism in Eukaryota, Metazoa, Arthropoda, Insecta, Diptera, Tephritidae. The transcript is spliced from 4 exons. Gene Ontology annotation, molecular function: ATP hydrolysis activity; ATP binding; P-type calcium transporter activity. Gene Ontology annotation, cellular component: endoplasmic reticulum; Golgi membrane; plasma membrane. Gene Ontology annotation, biological process: calcium ion transmembrane transport; manganese ion transport; intracellular calcium ion homeostasis.
AUGAAAAGUCACAACAAAUAUGCAAAAUUACCCCAAGAUUUAGAUUUAAGUUUCCAAGAGCAAUUGGAUGUGGAUGCAAGUGCUUCGGAUGAAUUUAAUUUAGCUGCUGGCAUUGGUUUGGCAGACGAUACAGACGACGACGAACACGUCCCAACAACAACAAAAACAGCAGCAGCAACUGGUGACCUAAACGCAGCCAGCGCAUUGGAGGGUCACGUUUUCGACGACGAAGAGGACGAAAUUGUAAUAGCAACUGCUUUAAGCAGCGGURGUAGUGUUGGUACCCGUACGAAUGUUGUUGGCGGUGGUGCAGCCAAUGUGCGUGUGAACACGUCAGCCAAAAGUGGCGAUAGGAAAGUGCGUGGUGGCGGCGGUGUGGCUGUUGCUUUGGGCAGUGAUAGUGUAAUCGAGACGGGUUCAACCCUAACGCCCGAAAUGUUGCUGACAACGUCCGAGUCAUCGACGUACAGCGCCUCCGAAGUGGCCGGCCGUCUACAGGUCGACACGCGUACCGGUCUCAAAUGGACCGAGGCAAAGUAUCGUGCAAAAAUUAUCGGACACAAUGAGUUGAAUGUGAACGAGGAGGAUCCUACAUGGAAGAAAUACAUUGAACAGUUUAAGAAUCCACUUAUACUGCUGCUGUUGGGCAGCGCGCUAGUUUCGGUGAUUAUGAAACAGUAUGACGAUGCUGUGAGCAUAACGAUAGCCAUCAUCAUAGUGGUAACGGUCGCUUUCAUACAAGAAUACCGUUCGGAGAAGAGUUUGGAGGAGUUGAAGAAGCUGGUGCCACCCGAGUGCCAUUGUCUGCGCGAAGGACGACUCGACACGUUUUUGGCGCGUGAGCUAGUGCCCGGCGAUGUGGUGUACUUGAAUGUAGGCGAUCGUGUCCCCGCCGAUGUGCGGCUCUUCGAUGCCAUCGAUCUGUCGAUCGAUGAGUCAAGCUUCACGGGCGAAACGGAACCGGCGCGCAAGAGCACCGAGCUCAUACUGAGCAGCACCACCAAUAAGGAUCAUACAAAUAUGAAAAAUGUCGCCUUUAUGGGCACAUUGGUGCGCUGCGGCAAUGGCAAGGGUGUUGUAGUGAGCACUGGUGAGCGCAGUGAGUUCGGUGAAGUWUUCAAAAUGAUGCAAGCUGAAGAAGCGCCGAAGACACCGUUGCAGAAAUCGAUGGACAUACUCGGCGCACAGCUAAGUUUCUAUUCGUUCCUCAUCAUUGGCGUAAUUAUGCUKUUGGGKUGGCUACAAGGCAAACCGCUAACCGAAAUGUUCAAUAUCAGCGUUUCUUUGGCUGUCGCCGCAAUACCCGAAGGCCUACCCAUUGUGGUCACYGUGACGCUGGCACUCGGUGUCAUGCGCAUGGCCAAACGAAAUGCGAUUGUGAAGAAAUUGCCAACCGUGGAGACGCUCGGUUGCGUGAAUGUCAUUUGCUCGGACAAAACGGGCACUUUGACGAAGAACGAAAUGACAGCGACAGUUAUCAUYACAUCUGACGGCUACAUGGCCGAUGUCACCGGCGCUGGCUAUAAUGAUCAAGGCGAGAUACAUAUACGCAAUUGCAACAACGUCGAAAUGGCCAAAGCAAACAUAACGAACUUGUUAGAAAUCGGCGCUGUCUGCAAUAAUGCUUACAUACAGAACGGCACAUUGCUCGGCCAGCCGACAGAGGGCGCACUCAUCGCUGUCGCCAUGAAGAAUGGCAUGUACGCCACCGCCGAGAACUAUGUGCGCAUACAGGAGUAUCCAUUCUCAUCCGAACAGAAAAUGAUGGCUGUCAAGUGCAUACACAAAUACAACAAUAACAAAGAGGAAAUCUUCUUUGCCAAAGGYGCGUUGGAAAUGCUAUUGCCGCAAUGCACGAAAUACAUGUUCGGCACACAAACGGUGCCGUUGACAAAGCAAAAUGAGGCGGAAUUCCUGGCGGAGGCCUACGAAAUCGGCCGCAAGGGCUUGCGUGUGCUGGCGCUGGCGAAAGGACGCAGCCUGCAGGAUCUCAUCUACUGUGGCCUGGUGGGUAUAACCGAUCCGCCGCGUCCAUUGGUACGCGAAUCCAUUGAGAUGCUGAUGCAGAGCGGCGUGCGCGUCAAGAUGGUCACGGGCGAUGCGCAGGAGACGGCCAUGGCGAUCGCAAAUCUCAUUGGCAUCGAUACAAUUCAUCAGCAGACGCUCUCCGGUCAAGAAAUGGACCAACUAAAUGAGCAUCAGCUCGACAAAGUCGCYAAUAAUGUGAGUGUUUUCUAUCGUGUGACACCGCGUCAUAAACUCGCGAUCGUAAAAUCUCUACAACGUACGGGAAAUAUUGUCGGUAUGACCGGUGAUGGUGUAAAUGAUGGUGUCGCUUUGAAGAAGGCGGAUAUCGGUAUAGCAAUGGGCAAGAACGGAACGGAUGUCUGCAAAGAAGCCGCUGAUAUGAUACUAGUCAAUGAUGAUUUCCAUACCAUAAUUGCCGCCAUCGAGGAAGGCAAGGCUAUCUUCUACAAUAUACGCAAUUUCGUACGUUUCCAAUUGAGCACCUCGAUUGCCGCUCUCUCAUUGAUCGCGCUCGCUACACUCAUGGGUAUCGCCAAUCCGCURAAUGCCAUGCAAAUCCUUUGGAUCAAUAUUAUCAUGGAUGGGCCACCAGCGCAAUCGCUCGGYGUCGAACCGGUCGAUCAUGAUGUACUCAAGCAGAAACCACGUAACGUYAAACAGCCGAUGAUAACGAAAUCAGUGAUCGUGAAUGUGUUGCURAGCGCCAGCAUYAUAGUGCUCGGCACAUUAUGGGUAUUUCAGCGCGAAAUGGCCGACGGCACGAUGGGCAAAACGAAGCGCGACACGACCAUGACUUUCACGUGUUUCGUYUUUUUCGAUAUGUUCAAUGCAUUAGCGAGUCGUUCGGCAACGAAGAGCGUCUUCAAGAUCGGCUUGUGCACGAACAAAAUGUUCCUACUCGCUGUCGGUUUCUCAAUUAUCGGGCAAAUGUUGGUCAUCUAUUUUCCCCCACUACAAAUGGUAUUCCAAACGGAAGCGCUCUCUGCUUACGAUAUACUCUUUUUAGUAUCGCUCACAUCGUCGGUGCUGAUCGUAGCGGAGAUUAAGAAGUGGUUCGAGCGCACAAUGGAGCGUAAGAUGUACAAGACGCGUUCCGAGUUAGAUUUCGUAUGACAAAAAGCAAGCGCUGGAAGAAAAUCGUCAAACGUAAAGAAUGAUUAAGCUUAGCAAAAUAAAAUACACACAAACCACAAACAAACAACACGUAGCAAGGAGUGCGUUGGAWKGAUGGCACGGAGCGAACGAACUUGGGCGGGCGAAUGACGAACGGAUUGCCGUGAAUGGAAUUGGGGUUAGAAGCGUAAAAGUAUAAAAACAAAGAAAACCACAAAAAAAAUCGAAAAUGUUUUGGGUACACUGGGCGUAAUUUUAAGCGAAAGCAAGAGAGCAACAUGAAGUAAAACGAAAGAGAGCAAAACUAAUACAAUACAUUAAACGUCUCUUUAACUUUA